GUUGCACCAGCGAAGCCGUAGACUGACGCUCGUCUUACCUGUACAGUAAGGCCUGCAGGAUGGCCCAGGCAGACAGUAAGGUGCUGGUCCUGGGAGCGCUGGCUGGAGUGGCUGGCAUCAGUUUGGCUGUGGUGUGUUACCAGGGCUUUAGGUCAAGACGACGAGGCUCAUGGCCAGGUUUCUACCUCAACCGUGCUAAUGAACAGGGGACUGGCAUGAUGUUGGUGAAUAGUCCAGGUCUGCCGACGGGUCAGACCGAGGUGCUGGAGCGCCUGGAGGCCCUGAUCCAGUGUGUGUCCGAGCUAAAGGAUGAGAUGAAGUCGUUGAAGAAUGCUUUGCCAGCACUGCAGGACCAUGUCAGGGAGGAGCUGAGGGGACAUAAUGAGGUGCGUCGAACCAGUCCCCUUCACAGGACCACACCAACACGAAGGAAAAGGGCUGCAGGCACCCUCACUGGGGCCCCGGCUGGAGGUCGGAGCUCAGAGGAAGCAGAGAGUGAGGGGGGGUAUAUGACUGCACUGACAGACUCGGAGGAAGAGGAGCUAAGCGAUGCAGAACAGAGGGAUGAAGAGCAACCUGCAGACAAGCUAUCUGUCCUCCUUGAAAGGAUCGACUGUCUACAUCAAGGCACUGAAUCUGACAAAAGGGAAAGUCUCAAUGUGCUUUUGGAUCAAAGAGAAGAGUUUGGACAGAACUCACCAUUUCUCUGGCGGCUAAUCCGAGCAUACUGCGACGUUCAUGACGUCAGCUCCACUGCGGAGGAGAAGAAGACCCAUGCAGAAACUGGGAAGAAAGUUGGUGAGGAGGCAGUGAGUCUGAACCCUACAUGUGCUGAAAGUCAUCAGUGGUAUGCCAUCAUGUGUGGAAUUAUGGCAGAAUAUGACACAAUACAGAACAAGAUAAGGAACGGAUACAUCUUUAAGGAUCAUCUGGAUAAAGCCAUCGAGCUGAAGCCACAAGACCCCAUGUCCUACUACCUGUUGGGCCGCUGGUGCUACGCUGUGGCUCAGUUGUCGUGGAUUGAGAGGAAAGUUGCUGCAACAUUAUUUGGAGAGCCUCCAAGUGCUACAGUUGAAGACGCACUGAAGAACUUUCUUAAGGUUGAGGAGAUCCAUCCAGGAUAUUCCAAACUCAACUAUGUGUUUCUAGCUAAGUGCUACAAAGACCUGGGGCAGAGGAAUGAGGCUCGGAAGAUGUGUGCAGCUGCUUGUUCAAUGAACGUUGUGUCCAAAGAGGAUGAAGAGGCACAGAAGGAACUGGAUCUGCUGUGCCCAGCGCUCGGAGUGUGACGACAGCGACAGCAACAGCACAUUCUUUUGGAAAUUUAAUUUCCGUGUGCGAUGUGUGCGUGGGUGUGUGCGUGUGUGGAUAUAGUGUGUAUUGAGAGGCCAUCAUGUUAAUUCACUCUGUGAGUGGAGGGAGGUGUGCUGUGGCAUUAUAUCAUCAGUGGGAGCAGCAGUCUACCACAGACAGAAUCCUGCUGCGUAGUUUUAAAUCUUUAAAUCUUUUAAUGUCUUUUUUUAAAUAGCAGAAAACAAACUUUUCAUACCUGAUUGCACCAAAUCAGUGACAUUCUUAAUGUUCCCUCUCUCAAAUAAUCUAUUGUCUUUUGCCAUCAACUCUGUGAGGUGGAUUUGUCUUGAUUUUAAUUGUUCCAGAAGUUGGAUUAAUCGUAAUCAUAGUAAAUUGAGUGUGAUUGUUAGUAUUUGCAUUAUAUAAAGUGCAGAUAUAUUCCCAGUCGAUCUGUGUAGCAGACAUUCCCUCAGAGGUCUGAUUACUGUGAUAGCGAGUGUCACUCCAGUGUGUCUCAAGGAUACCGAGUUUCCUUGGCAACAAAGACCUGUCACUUUUUGGGAAAGCGACCCAAAGGACUCGCUGUUCCUUCCUGUUCCGUCCUGUUUGUUGUUGCGUCUCCCGCCACACAUUCAAGAGGCAAUAACAAAAGCACAUGAGACAAUGGCGCACCCAAACAAAGAUCUUGGAAUGCCGUGGCCACUGGACGACCCCUUGCCCUCUGCAUUAGAGCUCUCUGGCUACAUUUACAUGCAGCCUGUAAAUGAUUUGAUCGCGCAGUUAACAUACGUACAUAGAUGAAUAUGUUCUUUUGCGUGAUCUAAUGAGCUGUGCUUGUUGACUUUGGCAUGUGUCCAUUGAAGACAUUCAUUAUUCAGUUACCUCCUGCUGCUCGGCUCCUGUGACAGUAAUGACAGUCAUGUAUAACUGCAGCUAAUCAAACGAUCCAUCAUGAAGACAUGGCAGAAGGCCCUGGGUGCUGUAGGUUUUUCAUGCUUUUCCUUUAUCUAAACAAAACCCCCUGUCUCCCUUACAUUUUAUCUUUUAUAUUGUUUUGAAAUUUCAUCCAUCAUUCAUUCAUCUGUUUUAUUAUGAGCUUUUCCAGCAUCAGAGAAAGUGGAGAGGCAUCCUAAGCACACCACUCGAACUUGGUAUGCCAAGUUUAAAACAGGUUUAAUAUUUAUUGAGGCUCCUGUUCUUGCAUAUGUACAACACCUAAUUGUCCCAGUUAAACUGGCAAUAGGCAGGUUUAUGCUGUAAUUUAUCUUUAUGAAGUAAAUGUUUGCAAAAUGUAAUGGCUAUUGAAUAAUGACACCAUCUGUGUUUAAAUUGGUUCCCUAUAAGCGUCGCUUUGUCGGCUCUUUCUGCACCAGCUACGGUCUCCCGGGAAAAUGAAGGCUCAAUUUAUGGCACAAAAGAAGUGCAUCGACUAUAGGUAGUAGAUGGAUGCAGUCAGCAUGCCCAAAUCAACGGAUAGAAAGUAUCACCAUCUUCUUUGUGCUCAUUUUGGAAGAACAAAAAAGAACAUGAUACAACCCAGUUUGCUUUUCUCAACACAUACUGAAGAAUUUCAGUCUGCUUUCAUGUCGUCAUCAUAGACCACAUGAAAGAAUGAACUCAAGCUCUUUCUCCUGUUUUCUUCUGCUCCCCCCUCCACCCUGACACCAAUCCCUGCUGUAGUUACUUGUUUGCAUGAAGCAAUGCUCAAAUUAGUCAUUGCUCCAUACAAAAUUAUAGCAGUUUGACUUCAACUCUACAGUCAACAUGCUUCUUUCUUCUCUCUUAUUUCUGCAUUUAACUGCAGUGUGUUGUCUUCGGCUCUAAGGAAAAUGGAAAGGAGGUCGAUUGAGGUGUUUAAUAAGGACCUUACUGCGUGUAAAUGGAUAUCAUUGAUAGGGAAACUGGAGAGCAAGUUGUGGUUUUUCGUCAUCUGUCUGUAACAGAAAGGUUGGACUGAUGGCGCUCUAGUAAAACUAUGAUGAGUCAAGCAGAUGAUGCAGACCCAUUGCUUUGGCCUGAUGUGAUGCUGCAGACGACUGCAUUUAUGCCACUAAAAUGUGAUCAGAUCAGACAGAGGUAGCGUUUAAAUGUUUCAUUUUAUUACUGUUGUAGUCAUUCCUAAUUAUUUUACACGUACACACCAUGUGAUGCAUUUUAGAUGUACGUAUUAUGUGAAACCAUGAGGAUUCAGUUUCGUUUAUUUGAGAUUUGUUUUUGGAGAGUGAUAAAUUUAAAAGAUUUUAUGUUAAGACUAUGUGAAUUGUGAAAACUACAUGAAUUGUUCUUAUGUCACUUUACAGAUUUUUUUUUCUACCAGCACUACGAAUGUAUUUGAUUUUUUUUAAUGCCAAAGCAAGUACCAUAUUCCUCAAGGUUGCAUCAAAUCUGAUACACUACAAAGAGAUUAUACUGUAAAGGAUCAUCGGCAGGGUGCACUGAAUGAUUCAUGGGACUGGAGUCUAUAAUUAAAUCUGUGCAAUCGA
Chelmon rostratus (copperband butterflyfish) is the source of this 3776-nucleotide messenger RNA. RefSeq names its product regulator of microtubule dynamics protein 2. Bases 60 to 1289 code for a protein of 409 amino acids. The record is from RefSeq and is a predicted model, not a curated record. Gene Ontology annotation, cellular component: spindle microtubule; mitotic spindle pole; cytoplasm. Gene Ontology annotation, molecular function: microtubule binding. NCBI's taxonomy places the organism in Eukaryota, Metazoa, Chordata, Actinopteri, Chaetodontiformes, Chaetodontidae. The transcript is spliced from 11 exons.